AUGACGUGGCCGGGUGGAGGGGUAUUUGCUGCAUCCAAUCCGGGGCCUGGAGAGCCUGACAAGGACACAGCCAGUGCAGUUUUUGCUCUGACAGCGACAGCAGAAUCAGUCGAUGAAGCACCAGUAACGACAUCUUUUAAGGAACCAGUGGCUCCCCUCGAUUCUUCCUCCCUGUUGCCAGCACAUCUCGAGGAAAAAACGCUAGUAGCAAGCCAGAAGGGGCUCCCAGCCCCAGCCGACAGGGGACCACAGGGGGCUACCCGUAGGAGGGCCUCAAGCCCAGGCCUGUUAGUGCCUUGCUCAGCCAAGCUGAGAUCUCGCUCCAACUCCCUUAGUCCUUCUCCGAGUCGGAGGAGGCGGAGAGUCACCACCGCCAACAGCAGCGUAUGUAAGAUAAAUGUAGGACCUAAGUUUCAGGCCCCUUAUCUGCCUCCCUUCUUCCUGACUGCCGACGAGGGGGAAUCAUCACUGUCUGCCGAAGACCUGGAAGCGCCCGCCUUGGACAUCGAGGGAGAGAGCCCCAACGGACCGAGGCUGGUUUAUUCAGCAGGCGCACUGCUGCGUGUUGCUGCUGCACGGACCGCGGCGGCAGCAACAGUCCAGGAGGGAAGCACAACAGGCUGCGGAAAAAUCUGUACAGGAUUGUCUCAGGCUGCGGAUUUAGGUUCCUUCGUGGGCAGCGAAGAGGAUUUGGACCGCUACUUAGCUCAUGCAGCCGCCUCUUGGGCUCCCUCUGCGGGGUCUAAGGUCCGGGAAGGCCUUCCUUUCUCUCCAGAAUUUGCACUUCAGCUGCUGCAUGUGGCAGAUUAUAAUCCGGAGAAAGCUUUGAAUUUGCUACGUCAGCCAGGAUUUAACCUUCAGAAGGUGUGUGAGGCUCCCCUGAGGCGCUACGACAAUAAGUGGCGACCCAAAGACAGGAGAGGGCUCGUGUCGGGGGUGCCCUAUCCUCCGGCUCAAAUCUUAAAGACCUACGUUCACAGGUGGCAUCGGCAUAAGCAAGAAGGAAGUCACAGUGAGGCCCUGUACAGGGCUGGGGGAUAG
Molecule: messenger RNA, 1041 nt
Organism: Cyclospora cayetanensis
Lineage: Eukaryota; Apicomplexa; Conoidasida; Eucoccidiorida; Eimeriidae
Exons: 1
Coding region: 1-1041 (346 amino acids)
Source: RefSeq, a predicted model, not a curated record